Penicillium samsonianum is the source of this 1440-nucleotide messenger RNA. RefSeq lists its product as uncharacterized. The transcript is spliced from 3 exons. Gene Ontology annotation, cellular component: endoplasmic reticulum membrane. NCBI's taxonomy places the organism in Eukaryota, Fungi, Ascomycota, Eurotiomycetes, Eurotiales, Aspergillaceae. The record is from RefSeq and is a predicted model, not a curated record. Gene Ontology annotation, biological process: ergosterol biosynthetic process. Gene Ontology annotation, molecular function: Delta14-sterol reductase activity. Bases 1 to 1440 code for a protein of 479 amino acids.
AUGGCUGUCAAAAACGUCGAAUAUGACUUCGGCGGCCCCCUCGGGGCCACUUGCAUCAUCUUCGGCCUGCCAAUCCUCAUGAACGUCCUCUUUCUCGCCUGCAAUGAUAUCAGCGGAUGUCCUGCCCCGGCCCUGCUGAGCCCCCGCUCGCUAACCUGGGACAACCUCAAGCUGCAGAUCCCCUGGCCAGAAGACGGGAUCUGGGGCUUUGCGAGCUGGUCAGUUACAGGGUGGGUGCUAACUUACUACCUUGUCAGCCUGGUGCUGUUUUGCGUACUGCCAGCGAGGGAGGUGCUAGGGACCAAGUUAAGGGAGUCGGGGAAGCCGCUGCGAUACAGGUUUAACGCCUUCUCGUCCAGUAUUGUGCAGCUUGUGCCCUGCGCUAUCGGCACGUACAUUCACGGCUCCAACUUUUUCCUCUGGAUAUGGAUCGCGGAUAACUACCUGCAGCUGCUUACCGCCAACCUCACCCUUGCUCUUCUUAUCUCCAUUGCCGUCUACGCCCGUAGCUUCUCCGUGAGGCCAGGUAACCCGCAACUGCGCGAACUGGCGCGCGGUGGCCACACCGGUAGCAUUAUCUACGACUUCUUCAUCGGGCGAGAGCUCAACCCGCGCGUGUACGUCCCUCUGAUCGGCGAGGUCGACCUUAAGACGUGGCUGGCGAUGCGACCGGGGCUGACGGGGUGGGUGCUGCUGAACGCGUCCUUUGCAGCCAAGCAGUACCGUGCGUACGGGUUUCUGUCAGACAGUAUGGUGUUUCUGGUGGGGGUGCAGGCAUACUAUGUCCUCGAGGGGCAGUAUGCGGAGCAGGGGAUCGUGGGCAUGAUGGACUUCAAGACAGAUGGGCUGGGCUUUAUGCUGACGUUUGGGGAUAUUGUGUGGGUGCCGUUCUUAUACUCGACGCAGUGCCGAUACCUGGCAAUGUAUCCGGUGCACAUGGGGCCGUAUGGCCUCGCGGCCGUGGGAAUCAUCUUCUCCGUGGGGCUAUACAUUUUCCGGGCCAGUAAUUCCCAGAAGAUCCUCUUCCGUGAGAACCCCGACAACCCGGCCUUCAAGAACAUGCCGUAUAUCCAGACAAGGAACGGGACGCGACUUCUCACGGGUGGCUGGUGGGGCCACGCUCGCCACAUUAACUACCUGGGCGACUGGCUGCAAUCCCUGCCAUUCUGUCUGCCCACGGGGAUCGCCGGCUGCGUGAUCCUCCCGGCCGGGGCUGCCACGGGAGCUGGAGCGGUAACGAUGCUAGACGGCAGGCAAGUGGUGCCAGGGCAUGCGGCAGGUUGGGGGAUACUGGUGACGUACUUUUACUCGGCGUGGUUUGGCAUACUGCUUGUGCACCGGGAGCGGAGGGAUAAUAGGGUAUGUACGGAGAAGUAUGGAGAGGACUGGGUUGAGUAUAAGAGAGCGGUGAGGUGGAGGAUCUUGCCAGGGGUGUACUAG